GGGCUGGACCCGGAGUUACAUCAGGAGAUAAACCAAAUGUCAACACAAGAUGCCCUGAAAAAUCAGUCAAACUGGCCUGGAAGCUCGUGACAGCCCGCACUGGUUAAGAAGAAGGGUGAAGUCUAAAGAAGCUAUCUGUUCUCCCAAUGCACCUCUUUAUUUUGUGAGAGUUGCACUUUCUUCAAGUGAAACAGCGCUGGUCUGCGUUACAUGGCACAGGAGGGUUAGAAAUUUGAAGAUAUGGCUGAUCAGGCUUCCACCCUAAAGGUGACAGGAGACACGGCAAGCUGCCCGGAACCGCGUCUUGCAGGGUUUGGGUCAGUCUGCCAGGGAUGUCCUGGCCAAGCUCUGUGUCAGCAAAUAGGAGGUCGAGACCCUGAACAGGAAGUUAUUAACUGCCGCAUGAAUGCCAUCAAACACAAGAUUAUAAUCAUGUCUGGAAAAGGAGGUGUGGGAAAAUCAAGUGUGGCAGCAGGACUCAGCAUGGCUCUGGCCAAACUGAACCACAAGGUAAAAAAAAAGGUGGCCAUCUGUGACCUAGAUAUCUGUGGUCCUAGUAUCCCCAGGUUGCUGAACAUACAGGAGCAAAGAGUAAUUCACACUCCGUAUGGCUGGCAGCCGCUGACCUCUCCUCACAACUCUGUCAAAGUGAUGUCUGUGGGUUCUUUGAUGGGGAACAAGGAUUCGGCUGUGAUUUGGAGGGGUCCCAGAAAGACAGCUAUAAUCAGACGAUUUCUGAAGGACACUUUCUGGGGAAGGCUAGACUUUCUUCUGUUUGAUACCCCACCUGGAAGCAGUGAUGAACAUCUAACAGCAAUCCAGGGCUUGCAGGAAGUGAAGUUAGAUGGGGCUGUUAUUGUCACCAGCCCACAGGCUGUGGCUCUCAGUACUGUAUGCAGGGAGAUCAGCUUCUGCAGGAAGAUGGGGCUGAGAAUUAUAGGUCUGGUGGAAAAUAUGUCUGGAUUUGUAUGUCCAUGCUGUCAGGAGACCACAGAUCUGUUUUCAUCUAGAGGUGCAGAGAGAUUUGCUACAGAACGCAGCAUUCCCUUUCUGGGCAGGAUUCCAGUGGACGUCUCCCUCUCUCAGAGCUGUGAGGAUGGUCAGAGUAUUAUUCAGGAGUUUCAGCAUUCACCAGCGGCUAUUGCACUGAUACAGCUGGCUGAGUGCUUGAUGAAACAGCUGGAAAAGUGACUUGGACAGCGUAGUGGAUUAUAGUUAGCCUGUAACAUUCUUCUGAGUCCUAAGUAACGUUCAGAGAUUAACACAGAGGUGUUCUGUACUAGUACACAUGUUAACGAUUUAAGUUGAAUUAAAUCAACGUAUACAAGGUAA
Molecule: messenger RNA, 1332 nt
Organism: Callorhinchus milii (elephant shark)
Lineage: Eukaryota; Metazoa; Chordata; Chondrichthyes; Chimaeriformes; Callorhinchidae
Product: cytosolic Fe-S cluster assembly factor NUBP2
Exons: 10
Coding region: 241-1191 (316 amino acids)
Biological process (GO): iron-sulfur cluster assembly
Cellular component (GO): cytosol
Molecular function (GO): iron-sulfur cluster binding; ATP binding; ATP-dependent FeS chaperone activity
Source: RefSeq, a predicted model, not a curated record